AUGUCAGUUAACAAUAAGGAUAUUGCGUUAAGUGUUAUUCAUUUCUUGAAGCAAUCUGUUUCAAAAAAUGAAAUCCCGGAAGAUUAUGCUGAAUCAAUGGAUGUAGCCAUUGAUUGUAUCGCUGAUGCAUUUGAAGUCAAUAAGGACGACGACGCCAAAACCGUGGAAGCAAAGUUCGGCGGAAAGUCAUUAGCAACUUUGCUUAGUGCUUCAGGUAGUUCUAAGAAAGAAAGUGAACCAGUUGCUCCUGUUAAAGAGGCUGAUGCUGCCACGAAAGAAAAGGCGGAUGCAUUAAAGGCAGAAGGAAACAGAGCUAUGGCAAGCAAGAACUUCAGCGAAGCCAUCAGCAAGUACACUGAAGCCAUUGAAUUAGACGGCUCUAAUGUUGUAUAUUUGUCCAACAGAGCAGCUGCUUAUUCUUCUGCUUCCCAACACGAAAAUGCUGUGAAGGAUGCUGAAAAGGCAAUCGAAUUAAACCCUAACUUUUCUAAAUCUUACUCGAGAUUAGGUUUAGCCAAAUAUGCAUUAGGUGAUGCUACAGCUGCCAUGAAGGCUUACGAACAGGGUUUAGAAAUCGAAGGCGACAAAAAAUCCGAUGCUAUGACUAAAGGAUAUGAGACCGCUAAGCGUAGGGUCGAAGAAGAAUUAGAAAAGUCUAUUCCAAAAUCAUCUGUUGCAUCUAAUGACGAUUCAACUACCAGAAGUGCUGGUGCCGGUGCCGGAGCCUCUGGUAUGCCCGACUUAGGAUCUAUGUUUGGAGGAAAUGGCGGAGGCAUGCCAUCAUUUUCUGAUAUGAUGAACAACCCUCAACUCAUGCAAGCUGCUCAAAGCUUAAUGUCAGACCCGAAUGCCAUGCAAAACUUGAUGAGUAACCCUGCUGUUCGUCAAAUGGCCGAACGUUUCGGCGGCGGCGGCGGUGGUGAUGGCUCCGGUCCAGAUCUUUCUAAUUUAAUGAAUAACCCUAUGUUACAAAACUUAGCUGGCCAAUUCAUGGGUGGUGCUAAUAAUAACAAUAACAACAACAGUAGUGGUGACAAUAGCCAAAACUAG
Debaryomyces fabryi is the source of this 1050-nucleotide messenger RNA. It is a transcript of the gene SGT2, whose product is annotated as Sgt2p. Gene Ontology annotation, molecular function: molecular adaptor activity; protein binding. The record is from RefSeq and is a predicted model, not a curated record. The transcript has a single exon. Gene Ontology annotation, biological process: post-translational protein targeting to endoplasmic reticulum membrane. Gene Ontology annotation, cellular component: membrane; TRC complex. The coding region runs from base 1 to 1050 and encodes 349 amino acids. Lineage: Eukaryota; Fungi; Ascomycota; Pichiomycetes; Serinales; Debaryomycetaceae.